This is a messenger RNA of Phyllostomus discolor (pale spear-nosed bat), 2719 nucleotides long. Its product is annotated as olfactory receptor 51I1. The coding region runs from base 177 to 1121 and encodes 314 amino acids. Gene Ontology annotation, cellular component: membrane. Gene Ontology annotation, biological process: G protein-coupled receptor signaling pathway. Gene Ontology annotation, molecular function: G protein-coupled receptor activity; olfactory receptor activity. The transcript is spliced from 3 exons. The record is from RefSeq and is a predicted model, not a curated record. Lineage: Eukaryota; Metazoa; Chordata; Mammalia; Chiroptera; Phyllostomidae.
AUUUAUUAGACGUAGGUGAGUGAGCUGAUGCCACUCUGCCAGCUGGAUCCACAGACCAGUACGUCCAGCUACAGAGAAAAGAACUUCUUCCACUUAGAUGUCUGAAAGAAAGUGAAGAACUCCCCCAAACAUCCUCUUGGGCUCAUUCCUCAUCUGUAUUCUCCCACCUGCCUGCCAUGUUGAGCCUCAAUGGCACUCCCUUCCAGCCAGACACACUCCAGCUGACAGACAUCCCUGGGAUGCAGACAGGCCAAGCCUGGGUUGCCCUAGUUUUCUGCAUCCUUUACGUGAUCUCCAUUGUAGGCAACCUCAGCAUCCUUGCUCUGGUGGUUCAGGAACCUGCUCUGCACCAGCCCAUGUACUACUUCCUCUCUAUGCUUUCCCUAAAUGACUUGGGAGUGUCCUUCUCAACACUCCCAACUGUGAUUGCUACCUUCUGCUUCAACUACCACCAUGUUGGCUUUGAUGCUUGUUUGGUUCAGAUGUUCUUCAUCCAUACUUUCUCUUUCAUGGAAUCAGGCAUACUGCUGGCCAUGAGCUUUGAUCGUUUUGUGGCUAUUUGUGACCCACUGCAUUAUGCCACUGUGCUCACUAAUAGCUGCAUUUUGGCUAUGGGUCUGGGCAUCCUUGCCAAGAGCUUCACUACUCUCUUACCUUUCCCCUUUCUGGUGAAACGACUUCCCUUCUGCAAGGGCAAUGUUUUGCAUCACUCAUACUGCCUCCAUCCAGAUCUCAUGAAGGUGGCAUGUGGAGACACCCAUAUUAACAACAUCUAUGGGCUCUUUGUGGUCAUCUUCACCUAUGGCAUAGACUCCACUUUCAUCCUGCUGUCCUAUGCAUUGAUUCUGAGAACUGUGUUGGCCAUUGCAUCCUGGGAACAGCGGCUGAAGGCACUCAACACUUGCAUAUCACACAUUUGUGCAGUGCUGGCUUUCUAUGUGCCCAUAAUUGCUGUCUCCAUGAUCCACCGCUUCUGGAAAAGUGCCCCACCUGUUGUUCAUGUCAUGAUGUCCAACGUCUACUUGUUUGUACCUCCCAUGCUAAACCCCAUCAUCUACAGUGUGAAGACAAAGGAGAUACGCAGAGGGAUCCUCAAAGCCUUUUAUAAAUCCCAGAGCUGAAGAAGGCUGCAGACUCUGAGAAAAGUCCUUUGUAGAAAGAGCUGGAACUUGUUUGUCAACUUAAGAAAUGCUUAAAGCAAGGAGGAGAAGAAUCAGAGUCUUGAUAGUUGUGAAUAUUAUAUCAAUAAAGGAACAUUUAAUUCAGUAAAAUGAUGUAAAUAUAUAUUAAACACUUACUGUAUGAAAAACCUUGUGCUAGUUGCUAAGAAUUUUACAAUGGUAAGUGGGACAUAUUGUUAAGUAAGAUAUAGACAUAUUAAGGGAAAAACACUAAAAAGGAGUAAAGAUGCCCUGAAAAAUGUUUGACAUAUGAAAAUAAUAAAAGUUCCACAGGUCAAAUAAAUUUGAACACAAAUAAUCCUACUUCCACCCAGAUGAGGGAAGUGGUAAACAUUGGAGACAGACAAAAUUCUGUGGAGGCCUGAUGCUUCAUGUGACAGAGAGGGCCCAUUUCGUUUGUAGAGAGCAGGAUAAAAUUUUUUAUUACCUGAAGCAGCUUGUAAAGGAUGAGAUAGGUUAGAGUACUUGGUGCAGAGUGCCAAGAAGAAAGGAAGGUAAUAAUUUUGACAUAAGUAUGAGGAAAAAUAUUUAGGCAAGAAAGUUUAGAACUUUGCUAUUCCAAGUGUAAUCCAAUAAACAAUAGUAUUAGUAUCUCCGGCAGCCUGUUAGAGAAACAGAAUCUUAGACCCCACACAAGACCUAUUGAAUUUGAAUUGCAUUAAAUAAGACCAUUGGUGAUUAAAAGUUGAGAAGCACAGUGUUUCUCUUUUCUAACACUGCUAAGGUCAUGGCGACCUGAUAUGCUACAGCAAUAAAAAGACUCAUGAGUAACAAAAGUCUGGAAAACUGGUUCUCAAAAUGUGAUUCCCAGGCUGGCAUUAUAUGUACCACUUGGGAAACUGUUAGGCAUGCAAAUUCUCAGGCUCCUCCUCAGACACCUCAAACUAGAAAUUCUAGGGAGCAAAGUCCAGCAAUCUGUGUCUUAAUAAAUUCUCCAAGUAAUUUUGAUAUAUGUUAAAGAUUGAGAAACUUUAACCUACAAUGUUGAUCUAGAAUAUUUAGGACAAUUACAAGUGGCUUCAUGUAGACAGAGGGGAGGUUUCACAUGGAAAAUCUUGGGAAAUGAGAUCUUGAGAGAUUCUCUGAGUCAGACUGUGAGUGGUUUUCAAAGUGGGGAGAAACUGACAACUAGGUAUAUGGUGUUGGUGGUGAAGAAAAAUGCAAACUCAUAGCUUAUCUCUAUGAGUUGGUGCAGCUAUAGCACAGAAAUAGCUAACAUGCAAGAUUUGAUAAGCAAUCUCCAGCCACUCCAUAGUCACUCUACCAUAAUGGAAAGUAGAAAGGGUUCUCAAAGUACCACUUUGAAAUACUUCAAAGUCCCAUAAAAGGAAGGUAAAAUUUCUUCAUGUCCAUCUUCUGUUUGUUUCUCUGGAUACAUCCCACCACUUGAUAUGAAAGUAAGAGAGCUCUCCUGCCAUUCCUUCCCUGAAUACACCUGCACUGUAUUUGAAGCUGAAGUAAGGAAGAAGUAAAAUGAAAUACUUAAUGGGAAGACUAGGUAUUUGGGAAAGAAGUUAUUUGGGUGAUCUGAAAUUGGA